AUGAAGUAUUGUCUUGCUGUCAAUUCGAUGGUCGUUUCUUGGAUCACGAAUACAGUGGAUGAGAAUUUGAGGUCCACCUUAGAUGAUUUUGAUAUUGCGCUAGAGUUGUGGGCACACUUGAAAACUCGUUUUUGUGUGGUCGGUGGUACAAGGGUCUGUCAACUGAAAAUUUCAUUGAGUGAGUGCAGACAGACGCCAACAGAAACAAUCACAGAGUACUUUGGCAGGUUGUCGAAGGUCUGGAAAGAGGUAGUACAGUAUUCUCGGGUUCCGAAGUGUUCGUGCGGAGGUUGUAAGUGCAAUAUUGCUAAACAAGUUGAUGAGAUUCGCACCGAGUAUUACUUACAUUAUUUUUUGAUUGGCCUUGAUAAUCAUUACGAGGCUAUACGUGCUUAA
Molecule: messenger RNA, 396 nt
Organism: Spinacia oleracea (spinach)
Lineage: Eukaryota; Viridiplantae; Streptophyta; Magnoliopsida; Caryophyllales; Amaranthaceae
Exons: 1
Coding region: 1-396 (131 amino acids)
Source: RefSeq, a predicted model, not a curated record